AUGGCGAACAGAUAUUCCGUCCCUCUUCUUUUAGCUCUCAUCUUCCUCUUCUGCCUCACUUGUGUACAUUCCACCGAUUUAACCUUCAAUGAACCUGGAUUUGAUGCCACCAUAAAUAUAUUAGAGAAAGUUGAAGUUUCAGAUGGGACACUUAUCCUGCGUUUCGGCAAACCAGAUCCAGAUCCUAAAAUAUUCUGUAAUCUCCCUGAAAUGCAGUAUCGUAUUAUCAGACCGGAUGGAACAGUCGCUAAUCUACUGUUAAACUUUACGUUCCCACAAGCCAGUCGUUGUCAAGACUACUUAGACGUGGUGAAUGAACCCGAUGGAAUAAGAAUAUAUCCUAUGCCACAUAAUUAUCUCCUCAUAACGUAUGUAGAUGCUACAACUUUCACAGAUGCUUCGACAUACGUCGACAAAGGAAUACUCGUCUCUUUUAAUGGAGAUAUAAUAGGUGAUCCUAUCAAUUUCGGCACUGCUUUCCAUUACGUGGACAGCACCGGCACCGGCACAGCAAGAGCAGGUAGUUUAACACGGAACAUAGGCAACAUCGAUGAGUUCUUGUUUGUGCAAGAAGUAGCUGGGCUUGGUCUUUCAACCUACUACACAUGGCAAAGAUUUACAACCCCUAAUGCUGAGGGCAAAAUUACGUUCAUAGACCAACGCGACGUCAUCCAAGAGCCGACGCUCGCACAGCUAUGGUCCACUACGUUUGCAACGCGUGAUGGUGGUUAUGCGUUGAUUGGUGCAUAUACAGUCGUAGAUGAUACACCUCCAGCCAAAAAACCCCCUAAAGGAAAAAAGCCGCCCCCUGUGCCGGCCAUUGCUCCAGUAGACGUUCGAACUCGUUGUGAAGUCACAUUCUUCCGUCCAUUGACCAAUGACACGAUUGGCCCUUUUUUUAUAUAUCAGACUUCGGUUCCAAAUGCGCAGGUUGAUCCUAUGGAUUGCAGUAAUUCCGCUCUUGGUGUUGGGUAUUUAUGUAUCGCAACGGUCGAAAUUCCAGCCGCAAAUCCCGCAAAUUCGUUAAUUUAUUAUCAAGCUAUUCGUUUCUUGUCAUCUGGAUCUGUCACUGAGACACGAACGCUACCAAUACCUCCCAAAGCGGCCGGUGCUAAUAGUGCGAACAUUAGAUCCAUGCCAUUUGGAGGAUAUAUGCUAGUGUCUAGCCCACAGAACGCCAAGCAGACGCAAUUCAUAAUAACUACUCAACUAUUAGAUGACAAUGGAGCACUAUCUGAUAAGCCAUUGAACAUUCCUCAACCUUUAGUACUAAAUGUCAUUAGUCCCUUUGCAAACAAUGUAUUCUUUCCUAAUAAUUCUUGGGGCUUUGUCUCACGACCCACAGCAACUACAUUCAGAUUGACGGCAUUCGAUAUACCUAAACUGUGGAACAAUGAUGUCGGUCUGAAUAACCCCAACAUCAGAGCCAUCUCGCCUUCUAUUAAUGGGAGCAUUUCAUCAAAUGACAAAGUUAGCAUUAGUUACAACGUUCCAAUAAUUUUGUCCACCCAGUCAUUGAGUGUCUAUCAGAUCAACCCAAACAGCGACGACGCUAAUAGUGAUUACUUAAGACAGCGCUGUUCAGCGCGUGACUUGGCCUGUGAUAUUAACAUCCAAAAUGACACUAUUGAGUUCAUUCCGCUUAGCAGUACAUUUAAUACCCCAGGCGUCCAGUAUUACGUUGCAAUCGAUCCUGAUUAUGUCAAACAGAGCGAUGUUGGCGAAGCCGUUCCCGGAAUAUUGAAUAGGAAGUGGCAAUUCCAAGCGUCUAUAAGUUCGAACACAUUUUCAGAUUCGGUCACAGGAUUGCUCAGACUGAACCCCGAGGGAUCACAGAAUUUUAACAGUCUUAGCAGCGACCAGAAAUCCGCAUUCUUUGACGAUCUAACUAACGCGCUGGUCAACAUUAUCCCAGUCGAACCAAACCGAUUGAAAACAAGCAAACUUUUUCAGACCAUGACUGUUGGCCCCGAUGAUUUGGUACUGAUAUCAUACACAAUUAAGAAAGAUACAGACCAAAAUCAGAGAAGUGCCAGUGAUCUAACCAACGAUUUUGAUACCUUGAUAAAAGCCAAGUCGAUAACACCAAUUGGAAUGAACAACAGCACAAAGAUUUUGGAUGAGACAUAUGGAUUUCAGCCAACUCAAAACUUGUGGGAUAAAUAUAAGACAAAGCUAUUGAUCUUAUUUCUUGCUCUCCUGGUUGUAUUGGUGCUUUUCAUAUUAGCGAGAAUCAGAAAUAACGAGGGUCAUAAUUGGGCAAUAAUACAAAUUGCGUUGAUAAUCCUUGAUUUCACGUUAGAUGUCUUGUUCUUAGCUGAUCACGGCCGCGAUAUACACAGCUUAUAUGUCCCAAGACACAGAGAAUUCCGAUACAGCGUUCCUGUGAGAGAAAGACAAGAAACCAUGGAUGUUAUUGAGGAGAAGGAGGCUAAUGAAGAUUACGUAAAUGGAGAAGUACCUUCACCAAAGAUGUCACAAGACGAGGAUCGGUUCACAACUACGGGAUCCGAUGAACAAUCAUCACAAGAUUAUAGAUAG
This is a messenger RNA of Paraglomus brasilianum, 2541 nucleotides long. The record is from the annotation of a GenBank genome assembly. Lineage: Eukaryota; Fungi; Glomeromycota; Glomeromycetes; Paraglomerales; Paraglomeraceae.